Molecule: messenger RNA, 583 nt
Organism: Pelecanus crispus (Dalmatian pelican)
Lineage: Eukaryota; Metazoa; Chordata; Aves; Pelecaniformes; Pelecanidae
Source: RefSeq, a predicted model, not a curated record
AUGAACUCAAAUAGAGAUAGGUUGUCGUUAACUCUAUUGGCAAUGUCUAUGAUUUUAUCUGCCUCUGUGGUCCGUGUGAGGGAUGGACUCCCACUGUCUGCAUCUACUGAUUAUGACCAGAGCACGGGAAUGCAAGAAUGUAGAAAAUAUUUUAAAAUGCUCUCAAAGAAACUUUCUCAGCUUCCUGAUAGAUGUACUCUGAAAACUGGGCAGUAUAAUAUAAACUUUAUAAGUUCUCUGGGAGUAAGCUAUAUGAUGUUGUGCACUGAAAAUUAUCCCAGUGUCUUGGCUUUCUGCUUCCUGGAUGAGCUUCAGAAAGAGUUCAUCACUACCUACAAUAUGAUGAAGACAAAUACUGCUGUCAGACCAUACUGUUUUAUAGAGUUUGAUAAUUUCAUUCAGAGGACCAAACAGAGAUAUAACAACACACGUUCUUUGUCAACAAAGAUGAAUCUUGCUGACAUGCAGACAGAAAUCAAACUGAGACCACCUUAUCAAAUUUCUGUGUCAGAACUUGGUUCAGCUAAUGGGUUCACACAUUUAUCUGUGGCGGAAUAUAAGGGUACUGGUAAGAUAUCUGCAG